Messenger RNA from Nasonia vitripennis (jewel wasp), 1254 nucleotides. Its product is annotated as phospholipase A1-like. The record is from RefSeq and is a predicted model, not a curated record. The transcript has 4 exons. NCBI's taxonomy places the organism in Eukaryota, Metazoa, Arthropoda, Insecta, Hymenoptera, Pteromalidae. Gene Ontology annotation, biological process: lipid metabolic process. The coding region runs from base 23 to 1045 and encodes 340 amino acids. Gene Ontology annotation, molecular function: lipase activity.
GUACAAGCUCCCGGCUAUCGGCAUGAGACUUCCCGCGGUCAUUGUUUUUUUCUUCGCGCUGCGAAUGACGUGCUCGAGAUGCCAGGAGCAGUUCUCGGCCUUCUCUUGCGCGUUGGGCAGAAAUGAAGUAUCGCCGCGAAAUCAGCGCUUGGCAAACAAGAUCUACAACAUGACACAUCAGGGGGUGGUUCGAUCGGCCGCUGGCUACGUCUCCUUCCAUUUGUAUACCAAAGAGCAUCCGCGAGGACAGGAACUUUACCUCGGAGCCAACAAGACCUUGGGGAAGAGCAGCUUUGAUCCUAAUCGACCCACGAAAUUCAUCACCCACGGAUACGUGAGUUCGAGGGACUCCGAAUCGUGCACGAUGCCGAGAAAUGCCUUUUUAAGGAACGGAGAUUACAACGUGAUCGUUGUCGACUGGUGGCCAAUGCAAUCGAUUUGGUCGACUAUACCGCUGGACUAUUGGACGGUCAGCGGCUACGUCGGAGAAGUCGGUAGUUACGUAGCCGAGAUGAUCAAUUUUCUCGAAAAUCACGGAAUGAACCUAGAAACCACGACUCUGAUUGGACAUUCCCUCGGCGCUCACGUAAUGGGGAUAGCCGGUUAUCAGGCGAGGAGUAAAGUUAAUUACAUCGUAGGACUGGACCCAGCGCUGCCGGGCUCGUUCGAUUCCCGACACCCGACGGAGCGUCUCUCUCCAGACGACGCCACGACGGUCGAGGUGAUACACACCAACUCCGACAACUGCGGGAUGACUUAUCAGAUCGGCCACUACGACUUCUACCCCAACGGCGGACGCAAACAGCCGGGCUGCAGCAGUAAUAGGUGCUCGCACUCGCGCGUCUACGAGCUCUACACCGAGUCCAUCGACGACGGCAAUAAUGGAUUCUUCGGGCGCAGAUGCUCCGACAUCAACGCUGUCAGUGACGGCUCCUGCGACGGAGACGUGGCCAUCAUGGGCGGAAGUAUGAGGAAACUCAGUGCGCGCGGAGGAAUUUAUUACCUUGAGACGCGCGCCUAUUCACCCUACGCCUUGGGAAUAUAAACGACGUAUACUGAUUCGAAGUGAUUAGUUUAACUGUGGACACUGGACACGUAUAUGCUAUGCUGCUUUCACAUGACACUAGCUUUAUUAUUGUUUCGUAUAUUGUAUAUGGAAUAUGCCUGACAUCAAUACUCAAAAAGUCUUCUUAGUAUUGUAAAUAUUAAGAAUGUAAAUACAAUUUUCAAUAAAGCUUAUAUUUUUUGUAAAAU